This is a messenger RNA of Baudoinia panamericana UAMH 10762, 771 nucleotides long. RefSeq lists its product as uncharacterized. The record is from RefSeq and is a predicted model, not a curated record. Gene Ontology annotation, cellular component: cytoplasm. Gene Ontology annotation, biological process: protein folding. The annotation marks the transcript as partial. The transcript is spliced from 2 exons. Lineage: Eukaryota; Fungi; Ascomycota; Dothideomycetes; Mycosphaerellales; Teratosphaeriaceae.
GAAGUCAUGGAUGUACCUGUCAACGUUCAAGUCGACCCAAAUGAGGAUACGGAGUGGAACGAUAUCCUUCGCAAGCACGGCGUCAUUCCCGAGAAACCACCUUCACCGACGCCCUUGAUCGAGGAAGCCUUCACCGAAGCUCGGAGGUUGUUGCACGAGAAUAGGCUCGAAGAUAAAGAUCUGGACGAGCUAGAUGAGCUCGAAGACGAGGAGGAUGAAGCCUUUCUCGACUCUUAUCGCCGGAAACGCAUGACCGAAAUCCAAACAUUGCAGAACGCCAGCGUCUACGGCCAGGUGUAUCCUGUACAGAAGCCUGAGUAUGCGAAGGAGGUGACGGAGGCGAGUAAGCAUGCUUGGGUACUCGUACUGCUCACUUCCAGCUCCGGCACCAACGUGGAGUCUCAGCUCAUGAUACAGGUUUGGCGGCAACUAGCGAUCAAAUUUGGAGACAUUAAGUUCUGUCAGAUGCAGGCCGAUCUGUGCAUCGAUGGAUAUCCGGACCGCAACACGCCUACGCUGCUCGUCUACCGAGAUGGCGAGAUUCGAAGGCAGGUGGUUACGUUGGGGGAGCUAAAUGGGAACAAGACCGACUUAGACGACCUUGAAAGCUUACUUGUGACCCUUGGCGCGAUAAAGGCUGGGGAUCGUAGGCUAAAGCGUAGAGAUGGCGCAGCCGACGAUAUAACGGCAGAGCAACAAGCACGAUCCAUCCGGCAAAGCGACCGAAAAGGUGCAAGUGUUGCGGACGACGAAGAUGAUGAAUGGGACUAG